Messenger RNA from Pipistrellus kuhlii (Kuhl's pipistrelle), 12036 nucleotides. It is a transcript of the gene PLXDC2, whose product is annotated as plexin domain containing 2. The coding region runs from base 996 to 2588 and encodes 530 amino acids. The record is from RefSeq and is a predicted model, not a curated record. The transcript is spliced from 14 exons. Lineage: Eukaryota; Metazoa; Chordata; Mammalia; Chiroptera; Vespertilionidae.
GUUUCGGGGAGGAAGGUGGAGCGGCUGGAGGAGCGGGGGAGGGACGUGGGAGGAGAGCGCCGCGGCCGGUCUGGCACACGGCGCGCCGCCUCUCCGCCCCAGAGCUCGGAGCCGGAGCCGGGGCGCCGGGAGCGCGGCCGGGAGUCUCCUCCGCCACCCAACUCCGGCUUAGGCGGGGCUGGGGCCGCCUCCUCCUGAGCCAGGAGGAGCCCUCUCUGCAUAGCUUCCAGCCGGAUUUAUUUUUCUACCCAUCUCUUUGUUCUUCUUCCCCCCUUUUUCAAAAAAACAGUUCUGUGUGUUUGUUCUUUUUCCGCCCUGACUUUGGAUCUCGGAGGCUGCAGUCGGCGCCUCCCGGGCUCCGCUCCGCGGGCUGCCCAUCCCUCCGGCGGCGGGAGGGACGCGCGCCGGGCGUGGGGCUCCGAGAAGAAGAAGAAAAACUUGUCGGAGGGGUUUCGCCGGUCCACACAGUCACCCCCUUUCCGCACACCCCAAACCUGCCCGCGGUGGCCAACCCGAGGCCGGGAAAAGUUCCUUCGGAUCCCACUGCGCUUCGGGCUUUGGAGGAGGCACCGCGCCGGCGGUGGAACCGGAUCUGUGUGAACCCAGCGGAGCGCAUCGCAUCGCGGGGCUCGGGAGGCGACAGGGAGGCUCUGCCGGGGCGGGAGCCGAGUUUGCCGGCCCGGCUGGGCUGCCAGGGGUCUCUCCUCCCCGCGGCGCGGUCUUUGUCCGGGGUGAGGGCUGGGAGGGUCGCGGCAAGUUGCGAAGAGAGGAACCCGAGGUCCGGAGAGGACUGCGCUCCGAGCCCCUGGCACGCCCUGCCUCUCCCGGCUCCCGGGCGUGAGAUCCCAGCGACACCGACCGAGGCCGCCCCGGACCCCGGGGACCCUCCGCGGCGCGGAGCUCCGAUCGCCCCGGCCCGCCCGAGCCCCGGCGCCGGGGAACCGGCGGGAGGAAGAGGAGGCGGAGGUCGCGGCGGCGGCGGCGGCGGCGGCGGCAUGGCGAGGCUCCCGGGGGCCGCCCCGGCUGCUGCGGGAGUUGUGCUGCUACUUUGCCACUUUUUCCUGGGCCGCUUCCAGUUCGCCCACGGGGAGCCUGGGAACCGCAUCAAUGACUGGCAAUAUCAAGUUGGGCAGGCCUUCCCGCAAGCAGGAGAGGAGAUAGAAGUAGACACACAUUCCUUCAGCCACAGGUGGAAAAGGAACACAGAUCCGCUCAAGGCCUUGGACACCAACCGAGCCAGUUUGGGCCAAGACUCCCCGGAGCCCCGAGGCUUCACAGACCUGCUGCUGGACGACGGGCAGGACAAUGCCACCCAGAUCGAGGAGGAUACAGAUCACAAUUACUAUAUAUCUCGGAUAUAUGGUCCAUCUGAUUCGGCCAGCCGGGGUUUGUGGGUGAACAUAGACCAAAUGGAAAAGGACAAAGUGAAGAUUCAUGGAAUACUUUCCAAUACUCAUCGACAAGCUGCAAGAGUGAAUCUGUCUUUCGAUUUUCCAUUUUAUGGCCAUUUUCUACGUGAAAUCACUGUGGCAACGGGGGGUUUCAUAUACACUGGAGAAGUUGUACAUCGAAUGCUGACAGCCACACAGUACAUAGCACCUUUAAUGGCAAAUUUUGAUCCCAGUGUCUCCAGAAAUUCAACAGUUAGAUAUUUUGAUAAUGGCACCGCACUUGUUGUCCAGUGGGACCACGUACAUCUCCAGGAUAAUUACAACCUGGGAAGCUUCACCUUCCAGGCAACCCUCCUCAUAGAUGGACGCAUCAUCUUUGGGUACAAAGAAAUUCCUGUUUUGGUCACGCAGAUAAGUUCGACCAAUCACCCAGUGAAAGUGGGGCUGUCUGAUGCAUUUGUCGUUGUCCACAGGAUCCAACAAAUUCCCAAUGUUCGAAGAAGAACAAUUUAUGAAUACCACCGAGUAGAGUUACAAAUGUCAAAAAUUACCAACAUUUCAGCUGUGGAGAUGACCCCAUUACCUACGUGCCUCCAGUUCAAUGGUUGUGGCCCCUGUGUAUCCUCUCAGAUUGGCUUCAACUGCAGUUGGUGUAGUAAACUUCAAAGAUGUUCCAGUGGCUUUGAUCGUCAUCGCCAGGACUGGGUGGACAGUGGAUGCCCUGAGGAGUCAAAGGAGAAGAUGUGUGAGACCAUUGAGCCAGUGGAAAGUUCUUCCCAGACCAGCACAACAACGCAAGCAACAACUGUGCUAUUUAAGUUCUUAACAACCACCAGAGGAGCAGCGACAUCCCAGCUGCCCACCAGCCUGCCCACAGAAGAUGAUACCAAGAUAGCAUUGCAUCUAAAAGACAAUGGAGCUUCCACAGAUGACAGUGCAGCCGAGAAGAAAGGAGGGAGCCUGCAUGCUGGCCUCAUUGUCGGAAUCCUCAUCCUGGUCCUCAUUAUAGCAGCAGCCAUCCUUGUGACCGUCUACAUGUAUCAUCACCCAACAUCAACAGCCAGCAUCUUCUUUAUUGAGAGACGCCCAAGCAGGUGGCCUGCGAUGAAGUUUCGAAGAGGUUCUGGCCAUCCUGCUUAUGCAGAAGUGGAACCCGUGGGAGAGAAGGAAGGUUUUAUUGUCUCAGAGCAGUGCUAAGGUUCCUAGGACAGAACAGCACCAGUGCUGGCUUACAGGUGUUCAGACUAAAACUUUUCCUAUACUUUUAAGACAAAAAAACAAACACACACAUACACACACACACACACACACACACACACACACACACACACACACAAGAGCCCUAAGCUGCUGUAGCUGGAAGGAAACAAGAAUUUUGGACAAGCCCAGCCCAGGAAGGGUAAAAGAAAAACUCAAACUUACACAAGGCACCACUGGCCACUGAACAUAGAAUUCCUUUGAGGAUGGCAUCUAUAGCUCACCCAGAACAUCUCGUGUGGACUUCCCAGAUUAUGACAAUAUGCCAUCGGCUUAGGUGCAGGAGUGCGUAGGGAUCGAGAACUAAACACUAAUAACGAAGCUUUAGUUCACAAAGAAUCUACCCCUUGGGUUCGUAUAUUCUUCCUGAUGUCUCAAAGUUAACCGUGUUCCAAAGCUUGAACCCUUCCAUCCAAAAGAGCAAGGAUGAAUGUCAAGAUUGCUGAGCAAAUAGCUCAUGCAGGAACAAAAACAAACCCAAAAUAAGAGAUUUUCUAUCUUCUCAUCAGACGUGUGGUCCAAGGAUUGUGUUUUUCUGGUCUACAUCCACCUGUUCCAACAGGUUCAUUACUUUAAAGGAGGAGGUUUAAACUGUGCUUCCCCCUUGUUAAUGAAUGCCUUUUAUGAGCUGUGACAGGAUGUCCAACCUGUUAGCUAAGGGUUAGGAAAGAGGGAGCAGCAAAUGAGGCUUUCUGUUCUCAGAAUAAAACUUCUGGUUCGCUUUACGAAGCGCUGCCUCCAUCUCCCAGCGGCAAAGUCCUAUGAAGCCACAGUUGCUCUUGGCUGGAGGAAACAAAAGGAUAAGUAGCUCCUUAAUGGUUUUUUAAACAAAAAGGCUAAGGGAUUCUAAGUAUAUGGGUAUUUUUUACUUUUAGCCGUUUCAGUACUAAAGGCCCAUUUCAUUGUCGAUUCCCUUCUAAGAAGCCAUUCAAGUCAGCAUAUCCAUGGUGAUAAAAGAAUGAAAGAACCCUGCUGAAUCAUACAGUAAUUUUCUUUAAAGCACAUAGUAGUUACAUAAAUAUAUAUAAAUAUAUUUUUGUUUAUAACUAACACAAGGCAGGCUCUUGUGACUCUAAGAGUGCAUUUUUGUCAUCGAGACAAAACAAAUGCAAGAUGUGUUACUGCAUACUUCCAGAGAGUUGUAAAAUAAUCCUUAAUAUUAGAAUAUUUUUAUGUCACUUAGCAAAAGUGGUUCAAUUGGUUGCAAUGCCAAUCAUCGUCCUGCCAAUUUGAGCCACCAUUUCAUUUAUAUGGACCCCUUCCUCCCUGGCUAAAUAAACCUGAUGCACAAUGCUCCUUAAAUGGAGCUGUCAUUUGCCCUGUAAUGAAAAUCCAGAUCUUGAAAUUUCCCCCUGAACGAAAAUAGAAGGAGGAACGUGUCUAAUAUCUAUAUACUGAGCUCCUAAAGUUUAAAAUUAAGGUACUGUGCAUACAACUUCAUCACAUCUUGACCCAUGAAACUUACAUCCUGUGCCAAGAAGCUGUUGGCUUUAAUAGGGUACAAUGUCUACCAUUUGCAGAUUCUGGUAUCAAGAAGCAGAGAUCUCUUAAACAGCACUUUACUAACAACGUUGUAUACAGUAUCUACAUGGAAUGACAGCAGCUCACUAAUGGUAUCAUAUUUAUCUACACAACUUUCUGGUGUAAACUAGUGCCAUUUUUCACCACAUACAGUUUGUUUUACAUUUGUAAGUACCUGUUGAGGGUGGUAACUUUUUCCUAAGUACUUAGAUAACAAUUGCAAAAAAGUUUGACAGACAAGGUGAUUGGAGGAUGUGAUGACAAUCUCUCUGCCAUAGCUUCGUUCAGUUUGUAUGAACUAUCCCAACUUGCUUUUGUGUGGAGUAGGUUUGAUCAGAUAACGAUAACCAAAUGACUUGCCAAUGUAACUGGUGCAACUGGUAUUCUAUAAAGACGUAAGGGACACUUAGACGAUUCCUUUUAGGAUAAGAUGAUGCUUCUUUCACUAGCUUUUGUGGUAGGUGUGGCUUCUCACAGCAGUUGAUUGACAGUUAUAGAAAUACUGCCUAUAUAUCUAACUUCUUACACAACUCUUUGAAAUAGUAAUGUUAUCCUUAUACUCUCCCAUCUUCCAUUUCUUAUUCAAGAGAAUAGGCAAUUCUGUAACAAAACACAGAAAAAAUGUUCAGUGAACUAAAGCACCAAGUGAUAGAUACAACUUUUGGGAAGGAAAAGGGCUGUGAAGUGUGGGAAAGCUUCCUAACAGAAGUAAGAGUUAAAGGUGGUGAGAUGUUUCUGUUGCAUAUGAAUCCGUUAAUGUUAAGGGUAAAGGCUGGCUGAAUCCCUUUUUUCAUGGAACUUUCAACCUAUUUUAUAUGUCUCUGUUUCUUUCUUGGUGACCAUUUAUUAAAACGAAAGAGCAAACAUACACAAAGUUUCAGGAAGUUCAGAAUAGAUGCUGAUACUUUGAACUGUACAUGUAUAAUAUAUUAGAAAGGGAACAUCUGUAUACUGCUUAAUAAACAAUGAACAUAGAGAGAGAAUAACAAUUUUAAAAAUUAGAAGUAGCAAAGGAAUAUGUGCAAACUGCAGAAAUCAAGUUAAUGGUACUAUACAGGGAGUUACUUAUUUCAUCUUCAUUAUUUGUAAAAGUAAUAUUCAAUGAUUAGAUAAAAGUAUUAAAAGUCAAGAAAAAUACCUUACAUCAACCAGAUAGUAGUGACCACAAUGUUGCUUUGUUUAUAAAGAGUUUGGACUUCCAGAUAUAUUAACAAAUAGAAAACUAAAGAUACAUGAUAACCUACAAUUUGCCCCAGUCAUUAUUUUAGUUCAAGAUACCUAGAGCAUUUGCUAAUCUGUCAUAUGUAGCUUCUAGAGCUGGUCCAAUCUUAUAUUCCCUAGAAAAAUGUGGUUAUUUGAAUGUAAGUUAAUUAACUUUAAUUAAAAAUCCAGCUCUUCACUCACACUAGUCACAUUCAAGUGCUCAAUAGCUACAUGUGGCUUGUGGCUACCAUAUUAGACAAUACAGAAUAUCCCCAUCCUCGCAGAAAUUCUAUUAUAUGAUGCUAUAGAGAUCUUUCCUUCCAACCCUCCCCCCCUUGAGGAAAAAGAAGGAUAGAAAAGAUUUAGUAGUUCUUAGCUAAACUAAGCAUUUUUAUUUCAAAGAGGCAUGAUGGAAUAAUGAAGAGAAAAAAAAUACCAGCUGACACAGCUUUGAGUGUCCACUAUGCUAUUUUGGCAAAAUCACUUUAACCUUCAUGAGUCACAGUUUGCAAUUUGGGAAAAUAAAAAUAUUUGCAUCCUAUCUUUCCUGUAAGAUGAUUAUUAUGCAGAUUGAUUAAAUGCACAGAUGUACAGACUUUUAAAACCAUAAGCCAAUGCAACCCAAAUAAAGCACAGAUCUUGGUUCAGUACCAGCAUACAUUUGCAUGCAGAGGAAGAAAAGUUCAUCAGUCCACAAAGCAUUCAAAGACAAUCAGAUCAAUACAUUUCUUGAAAAACUGCCAAAGGAGAAUACAUUCAAACCAGACACAAAUUACUUAAGUUUUUUUUUUUUCCAUCUUAAUAUUUUCUCUUACUAAUUCCUCUACAUGACUUCUCUCCCAGCCAUCUGUCCUCUCCCACAUGAAAGGCCUCUAUGUUCAUAGUUCAACUGGCUCACUUCUUUAUCAAGUAGAGUUAUUAACAUCUCUAGUUUCUUCUAAUUCCCCAGUUUAUUCUUCAUAGCAAAGUGAGGCCUAGGAGCUGACCAGCAGACUUCUCUUUGCAAACGAAGACUAUAUAUUGCAUAAAAGGAAUAAAAUUAAUUUAAAUUAUGCUAAUAUGCAGGCAAUACAUUUUCUCAGAUUAGUAUAAUUAACUUGUUGGCAAAAAAUUAUUUGUUAUUUCCUCAUUCUGAAGAAGUAUAAGUUUGGUGAUGCUCCUAGGACCUAUUGUAUAUUUGAGAGAAAAAAAUUUUUAUUAGCCAAGUAUGGUUUAAGACACAUCCAUCCCAUGACAAGAAAUGAAUAUUUAAAUAAGAUUAACUGAAAAAAUAUAUCCUGUGGUUAUGGUUUCUCCUCUAUUUUGUUCUGUAUUUCUUCAGACAUUUUUCAGAUAUUUUAUUACUUUAUGUGCUUUUACUAAUUUCAAAAGAUUGCUCUUGCCUUUUCUUUCUCAUCCUUGCCCUCACUCUUGGCAUGAGCAUCUGUAUGUCAGCAUCAUGGGAGGUCAUCUAAUUCAACUUUUUCAUUUCACAGAUAAGAAAAUUGAGUCCAAGAGAGAAAGUAAUUUUCACAUUGUCAAAACCAGAUCUUGAACUUGAAACUCCUGUCAGGUUAUUUUUGUUCCAGUUCUUGUCUAUACUCCUUUGUCACAUGUAAGGUCAACCAAGCAGCUCGGAAGGCACAGUCCUUCUAAAAGCUAGCUUUGUGUGUGACUGUCUGCUCUGUCCUGUAGAACAGUGGACCAGUCUUCCUCUAUCAUGAUGCUGUUUUAAGAAUGGUGCCAUUUUAAUAACAACCUGUGGCUUCAAGUCCUAGCUAUUACAGGGUUUUGUUUGGGUUUUCCUGUUCUUCCCCCUCCCCACUCAUACCUGUUUCUAUCUAAAUUAACAGUGCUAUUUCUCUUUUGCCAUUUAAAAAUUUUCUGCUUUUGUUUGAUUUCUACCCCAGUGCACCUGAAAAUGAAUGAUAUUCAGAGUAUCAUUUAUAUAAUCACAAUUUUUAUUUGCUUUCUAAACUGAAUUUUUUUUUGUCCUAAGAAGGUUUUCUUUUUCUUAACAAAUAUUAUGAGGUCUGCAGCAUUACCUAUUACAUUUAUACUCAUAUUACAUUGUGUUUGUAAAGCACUUUACAUUUUAAACAGCACUUUCAUUCAUUCCUUUAUUUGUUUAUUCAUUUAACCAUUCAAUCAACAUAAAUAUUUAUUGAAGAUCUUGUGGCAUAUAGUACAAUAAAUACAAAUAGUGAUCAUUGUUUGUAGUAUGGUAAAAUCCUCAAACACAAUUUGCCAAGCAGUACGACCAAUAUUAUUUCUCUAUCCAAUUCCAAUUUCCUUUUCCACUUAGAUAAAGAACUAUCAAAUAUUUGCCUGAAGAAAAUUUAUGAAAAAUGGGACAUCAUUGCACUCACAUCUGUGCUAAUUGAGCUAUUUUAAAUAAUCUGUUAAUUUCAUUAAUAAGAAGAAAAUUAUAUAUCCAAAGUUGUCCUGGACACAGGAGAACUUUCCAGGACAUUUGAAUUCUUUCUGACUAAGCAUAAUAGUUCACCUUCUUGCACCAUUAUCUGUUUGCAUUUUUUAAAAUUAUCAACAUUAUAUUUUUUAAGAUUUUCCAGAAGCACCAGUGUAUCAAAGAAGCAUUUGCAGUUUAGGUGUGUGUGGCUCUUUGUCAUUUAUUAGACCAUCUCAAGUGUUCUCAGCUUCAGCACUCUUGACACUUUGGGACUCACUCGUUGUUGGCGAAAGGGGGUGCAAGUCUUCCCAAGCACUAUAGGUGGUUUGUCAGUUUCCAGAGCUUCUAUUGACUGUGGUAUAUGCCAGGAGUGUCUCUCUCUCUCUCUCUCUCUCUCUCUCUCUCUCUCUCUCUCUCUCUCUCUCUCUCUCUCUCUCUCUCUCUCUCUCUCUCUCUCUCUCUCUCUCUCUCUCUCUCUCUCUCUCUCUCUCUCACACACACACACACACACACACACACACACACACACACAAUGCAAUUGUGGCAACUAAUGUCCCUUGGAGGGAUUGGGAAAUCUACUGAAUUAGCUAGUGAGCAAAAUAUAUCAGGAUAAAAAAAGGAAAUUUUCUGUUUUCCUUAUCAUUUAAUGCUUAUCAUGGAUAGGUUUUUUAUUUACAAUAAGACUUGGAAUCAUAAACUCUUUGCAUUAGACAGGACUGUAAAAAGUCACUAGUUCAGCCACAACUCAACAUCAUAUCCUUAUCUAUUUCUCCAUCUCUUGACUUUACAAAUGUUUCAGGAGAAGGUUUGUUAUCUCUGAAAUUUGGUAACUAGAGUUAAGGGUGUUUGACAGUUAUGUUUACUGCUAUAUCAGCUACUGUGGUGCUAAGUUUGUGGACUUACUAUAGUAUCUCAGAAACUAGUAUCGCAGAGACUUUGCUUUGAGGAGUUUUCUUUUGAUCACUUCACACAUCUACAAAUCUUCUUCCUUCAUCUUUGCCUUCAAAACACUCAGAAAAGUUGAAGUUUAGUGUUUCUAAUUUUACGUAUAUCUGGAUGUUCUAUUUCUGAUACUGAUUUUUUUUUUUUUUUUGUAAGGACAAAAAAAGAAAACAGAACAAAAACAAAAUAUUUGACUAUCACAAGUAACUGAAAAGUGGGAGUUUCAGGUCAGGCCAAAGUUUUUACUAAUUUGAUGUGCCUUAUGUCAGUUUUCCUGAAGGGUCAUUAAUUUCCUAUGUGUAAAUCUGAAUCCCAUCCAUUUGUACUUGUGUCUCUUCUGCACCAAUUUAAAUACCUGGAAAAUUUAUACAAAGUCAGCCUCUUGGUAUUCCCACAAAUAAUAACAAACCCCCAACUGGAAUGUCAUAUUUCCCUUUACUCCUUUGCAAAAAUACCAACCCAGACUUUGAAAGCAUUCAUAAUUAUUGGCUACAAGUUGCUAGUAUGGACACAAAAUUAAAAACCUUCAUUGCAAAGUCUAAGGGAAUAGAAUACUGACAAGUGAGCUCUCAUAAGACAAUCAUUGAAAUCAGAAAACCAUAACCAAGGAGAGCCUCAAGUAUAUAUAUAAUUUUCUACUCUACUACUGUUAUGUCAGGCAAUACGAUGUUACUUCAUAUUUUGAUUAAGUGGAUAUUCAAUUUCAAAUUAAAUUGUAAUACAAUUGCCUAGUUAUUGCCUCAUAUAACUUUUAAACUAUUUAGUGCCCACUGUUUUCACAAUGAUUAUUGCAAAGAAGCAAGGUUAUAAUUAUGAGUCAAGUUACCUAAUUUUUUGAAUCCAUUCUCCAUAGAAUUUAUGAAUUACAUCAUCAUUGGCUUCUCAAUGUUAAUUCUUGUUAAUUUUCAGAUCACUGUCUACACUGAAAGAUUUAUGUUCCUUUAAAUCCAAAACAAAAGGCUGGAAAAAAAUAAUGCAGAUCAUAUGCUAGAAUGCAUCUUUUUCUAAUUUCUAAGAUUUAUUAGCAUUUAAGAAUAACUAAGAGAAAUUAUCUCCUAAGGAAAUAUAGUAAAAAUUUUUGACAUGUUGAUUUUUAAGCAUAGUCUCUCAGUCCCUAUGCAUUAUAAAACUAUAUAUUUAUAGCUCCUAUUCAUCACCCAACUAAAAACCUGUUGUGCCUAUGGAAUAGACACAUAGCAUGGAACUAAUUUUAGAAGUUUGCUAUGUGGGGAGAUAUAAAAACAUAUGAGUGCUGGAUGGGGAUCAUUCAGAAAAAAAGUAAAUAUCAAAAUAUGCUACCAAAGCAGAGUUUUCAACUUCUUCAGAGCAAGGUGCAAAUAAAUAUUCAAUUAGGAUCAGCUAAAAUUUAGGUCAUUCAGAUACUAGAGCACAGAUUCUGCAAAUUAUGCUGGAAAUAUAUGACAUACAGAAAGCAAAGGAUGCCCCUAGCUCAUCUAAAACUCAGCCAUCAUCUGCCUGUACUUCUAUGGCACCAAUUAUAAAUCGCUGAGGCCUUUGCUGCAGGGAGAGGGAUCGGGUUACUUAUGGUCAGGGAAUAACCAGAAAGAGACUUGUAUUUAUCUUCCUGUGACUUACAAGGAAUAUUCUUUGGUUCCCUUAUCCCAGGGCCCAAGAGGGAGCCAACCACACCCAGGCAGUAAGAUAUGAUGAAAACAGAAGUAACUUUUCUGAGGAAAAUAUAAGGGCACUUUCCACUAUGACCCCUAGCUGGAUCUUUAUGGAGUUUGGUCAUCACAGGACCCAGACUCAAGGAAUAUUGUCUAGAAAUUGUAGUCGAGUCUAGGUAGUCAUUUUAAAGGUGUUUUAACAAAAAUACACUCAUUUUGUCAUGUUAGUAACAGGGCAAUAAAUUCUCAAAUUAAGUGUCCUCCACCAGGCUACUCUGAAAAUACCAUUAUGUGAAAUCAGAGCUUCUCUUGCUAAGAAAUGUUAAAAUCAUUUUAGGGAAAUGAAUUAAGUUUCUUUAGACACAGACAUUUUGUAUAUAUUAUAACUAAAUCCUGGGGCCCUGUUUGACAGGGGACAGUCUUUUCAGAGAUUGUUCAAAACAAAUCUUUCAUUUGCCUCGUUUGAGGUAUUUGGACAGUGCCUAGGAAGUACAUUAUUUUCUGGGGGGAAAGACAGCCUUUUUUGCAUGCCAGCUGGGAUCAUGGGAACUCCCAAUGCCAGGAAUUUACUACUGUUUCUGGUAAUUCUGCUUGUAGUCAUUUCAAAUGUUGAAGUGUGAAAGGAAAAGUUGGACACCCAGGGGGCUGUCUGUGUCUUAUGCCAGUUGCACCAGCACACAGAAUAUUUGUAAAAGCCUUUUCGAAGUGGGGAUAAUUGUCCCCUUUGUCCAGAUCACAAAGCCCACUGUGGUGCUGCUGAGAGAGAACGCGGCGGGGGGAGAAUCUGACCUUCUAAACUCAGCCAGCCUCAAGCAAGAGGAAAGAUUGUGUGGGUGAGCACAGCGCAUUGCAAGCUAGGUUCUCACUGUUUUUCAUCAAAUCAAGGACAUGUUUUUCAGGUGAAGGUUAAUUUUGCAGAGGUUUUCCAAAACUUAAUUUAAUACGGUGGUUGGAAAACUGUGCAUUUUGCAGUUACUCCAGUCCUCUGGGCAUCUUUUUUGUUUCCUUUUCUAUGUGAGUAAGACAUUCCAAGGCUGAAUUCUUCAUGAAAAAGGAACGAUGCAUAUGCCACGAUGACCUCAUGCUUGAUGUACCUGAACCUGCAAAUGUAAAAAUGAUUGUAUCUAAAUUUGCACUAAUGGUGUCUGAUGGCAGAAGAGGUGUGAUCUCUACUGAAAUCCACUGUUUAAAUUCCAUAAUUCAGAUGCUACAUACUUCUAUAAGCUUCUUGAUUAUUUUCACUGUAAGAAAAAAUUAUCUAAGUUUGAAUGUAUUUCCUUUAAAUAGUUCAUUAAUUUGCUAUCUAAAGAUCCCUAUGAUUGCAAUAAUUCAUUAAGUAUUCUUCACACGGCUUCUUAAGACAAGGUUUUCUACAGUUCUUCUGGUUCUACUUACACUACAUGGGAAAUCCAUUUUUCCCCCUAGUAAUAAUUUUGUAAGAAAGCCAGUGUAUCUAUCCACCACCAUUGUGACAGAACUCAUCUUUAAAGGUCUGGAAGCAGGUGCUGACCAAACGUUACCUAUGUUCUCUCUGUUGAAUGCUAUCUUCAGAAUUAAAUCAUAUUUUGUCUUGUUUUCAUUUUCAGUUGAAGUCAACAAAUUUGGGAUUUUAGAAAGAGGAGAAGGGAACAAUUUGUGUAAUACUGCUGUCAUAUUUAACUACAUAUUAAAACAAUAAAUGAUCAUUUUGUUUUAAUUUCUUAAA